This is a messenger RNA of Saimiri boliviensis boliviensis (Bolivian squirrel monkey), 4659 nucleotides long. RefSeq names its product ALF transcription elongation factor 1 (gene AFF1). The record is from RefSeq and is a predicted model, not a curated record. Lineage: Eukaryota; Metazoa; Chordata; Mammalia; Primates; Cebidae. Gene Ontology annotation, cellular component: super elongation complex; nucleus. Gene Ontology annotation, biological process: regulation of gene expression.
UUCUAACUGUGGCUUGCGUCGUGCCGCUGCUGGGCAGGCGCCGGGCGCCAGCGGUCUUCCAUCGCGGGGGCUCGUGGGCUUUCCCUGCACGGAAACCGCGGCGGGGGCGCUCGCUCGCUCCGGAUUCGGACGCGGCGCUCCCCGGCUCGUCUGAAGUGCGGCUCGCCGCCGAGGCCCCAGUCCCCGGAUGUCCAUCAGGAUUAGCGCGAGCCAAUACGGGCCGAGCCCGGGGCUGCGCCGAGGACGCCCGGGGCUCCACAGCAGGUAGUCCCGUACCAUCGGGGCGCCGCGCCGGGACGCGUCCCCGCCCGGCUCCGCCAAAUGGUGAGCGGCGGCGCUGGCGGCAGGGCCCGCGGGGUGAAGGCGCUCACGGACGGAAGACCCUGGGCUCUGUAAGCUGAAGGAUGGCAGCCCAGUCCAGUUUGUACAAUGACGACAGAAACCUGCUUCGAAUUAGAGAGAAGGAAAGACGCAACCAGGAAGCUCACCAAGAGAAAGAGACAUUUCCUGAAAAGAUUCCCCUUUUUGGAGAGCCCUACAAGACAGCAAAAGGUGAUGAGCUGUCUAGUCGAAUACAGAACAUGCUGGGAAACUACGAAGAAGUGAAGGAGUUCCUUAGUACUAAGUCCCAUACUCAUUGCUUGGAUGCUUCUGAAACUAGAUCGGGAAAGCCGAAAUAUUCUUUAAUUCCUGAUAAGGGAAGCAGCAUUCCAUCCAACUCCUUUCACACUAGCGUCCACCACCAGUCCGUUCACACUCCUGCGUCUGGACCACUUUCUGUUGGCAGCAUUAGCCACAAUCCAAAGAUGGCACAGCCGAGAACUGAACCAAUGCCAAGUCUCCAUGCCAAAAGCUAUGGCCCACCAGACAGCCAGCACCUGACCCAGGAUCGCCUUGGUCAGGAGGGGUACAGCUCUACUCAUCACAAGAAAGGUGACCGAAGAACUGAUGGAGACCAUUGUGCUUCGGUGGCAGACUCGGCUCCAGAGAGGGAGAUUUCUCCCUUAAUCUCCUCUUUGCCUUCCCCAGUUCCCCCUUUGUCACCUAUACAUUCCAACCAGCAAACUCUUUCCCGGACACAAGGAAGCAGCAAGGUUCAUGGCAGCAACAAUAACAGUAAGGGCUAUUGCCCAGCCAAAUCUCCCAAGGACCUAGCAGUGAAAGUCCAUGAUAAAGAGAUCCCUCAAGACAGUUUGGUGGCCCCUCCCCAGCCACCUUCUCAGUCAUUUCCACCUCCCUCCCUCCCCUCAAAAAGUGUUGCAAUGCAGCAGAAGCCCACGGCUUAUGUCCGGCCCAUGGAUGGUCAAGAUCAGGCUCCUAGUGAAUCUCCUGAACUGAAACCACUGCCGGAGGACUAUCGACAGCAGACCUUUGAGAAGACAGACUUGAAAGUGCCUGCCAAAGUCAAGCUCACCAAACUGAAGAUGCCUUGUCAGUCAGUUGAGCAGACCUACUCCAAUGAAGUCCAUUGUGUUGAAGAGAUUCUAAAGGAAAUGACCCAUUCAUGGCCUCCUCCUUUGACAGCAAUACAUACGCCUAGUACAGCUGAGCCAUCCAAGUUUCCUUUCCCCACAAAGGACUCUCAGCACAUCAGUUCUGCAACCCAAAACCAAAAACAAGAUGAUACAUCUUCAAAAACCCACCCAAAUUCUCAGCAAGGAACAUCGUCCAUGCUCGAAGACGACCUUCAGCUCAGUGACAGUGAGGACAGUGACAGUGAACAAACCCCAGAGAAGCCUCCCUCCUCAUCUGCACCUCCAAGUGCUCCACAGUCCCUUCCAGAACCAGUGGCAUCAGCACAUUCCAGCAGUGCAGAGUCAGAAAGCACCAGUGACUCAGACAGCUCCUCAGAUUCGGAGAGCGAGAGCAGUUCAAGUGACAGCGAAGAAAAUGAGCCCCUAGAAACCCCGGCUCCGGAGCCUGAGCCUCCAGCAACAAACAAAUGGCAGCUGGACAACUGGCUGACCAAAGUCAGCCAACCCGCCGUGCUGCCCGAGGGCCCCGGGAGCACAGAGCCCCCUCAGCAGCACCCGGAGAGUAAGGGCAGCAGCGAGGGUGCUGCGAGUCAGGAGCGUUCUGAAUCCAAAGAUCCUCCCCCGAAAAGCUCCAGCAAAGCCCCCCGGGCCCCUCCUGAAGCCCCCCAUCCUGGAAAGAGGAGCUGUCAGAAAUCCCCGGCACAGCAGGAGCCCCCGCAGAGGCAAACCGUUGGAACCAAACAACCCAAAAAACCUGUCAAGGCCUCUGCCCGGGCGGAUUCGCGGGCCAGCCUGCAGGUGGAAAGGGAGCCAGGACUUCUUCCCUACGGCUCCAGAGACCAGACUUCCAAAGACAAGCCCAGGGUGAAGACGAAAGGACGGCCCCGGGCCGCUGCAAGCAGAGAGCCCAAGCCAGCAGUGCCCCCCUCCAGUGAGAAGAAGAAGCACAAGAGCUCCCUCCCCACCCCCUCUAAGGCGCCCUCAGGCCCAGAACCCACGAAGGACAAUGUGGAGGACAGGAGCCCUGAGCACUUUGCUCUUGUUCCCCUGACUCAGAGCCAGGGCCCGUCUCAGAGUGGUGGAGGCAGCAGGACUAGUGGCUGCCGCCAAGCCGUGGUGGUCCAGGAGGACAGCCGCAAAGACAGACUCCCAUUGCCUUUGAGAGACACCAAGCUGCUCUCACCGCUCAGGGACACUCCUCUCCCCCAAAGCUUGAUGGUGAAGAUCACCCUGGACCUGCUCUCUCGGAUACCCCAGCCUCCUGGGAAGGGGAGCCGCCAGAGGAAAGCGGACGAUAAACAGCCACCCACAGGGAAGAAACACAGUUCUGAGAAGAGGAGCUCAGACAGCUCGAGCAAGUUGGCCAAAAAGAGAAAGGGUGAAGCAGAAAGAGACUGUGAUAACAAGAAAAUCAGACUAGAGAAGGAAAUCAAACCACAGUCCUCUUCAUCUUCAUCGUCCCACAAAGAACCUUCUAAAACAAAGAGCUCCAGGCCCUCCUCAGAGUCCUCAAAGAAGGAAAUGCUUCCCCCGCCACCUGUGUCCGCGACCUCCCAGAAGCCAGCCAAGCCUGCACACAAGAGGUCAAGGCGGGAGGCAGACAACUGUAGCCAGGACCCUCCCAAAAGUGCCAGCAGUACCAAGAGCAGCCACAAAGACUCUUCCAUCCCCAAGCACAGAAGAGUGGAGGGGAAGGGCUCCAGAAGCUCCUCGGAGCACAAGGGUUCUUCCGGAGAUACUGCAAAUCCUUUUUCAGUGCCUUCUUUGCCAAAUGGUAACUCUAAACCAGGGAAACCUCAAGUGAAGUUUGACAAACAACAAGCAGACCUUCACAUGAGGGAGUCAAAAAAGUUGAAGCAGAAAGCAGAGUUAAUGACAGACAAGGUUGGAAAGGCUUUUAAGUACCUGGAAGCCGUCUUGUCCUUGAUUGAGUGUGGAAUUGCCAUGGAGUCUGAAAGCCAGGCAUCCAAGUCGGCUUACUCCGUCUACUCAGAAACUGUAGACCUCAUUAAAUUCAUAAUGUCAUUAAAAUCCUUCUCAGAUGUCACAGCGCCAACACAAGAGAAAAUAUUUGCUGUUUUAUGCAUGCGUUGCCAGUCCAUUUUGAAUAUGGCGAUGUUUCGUUGUAAAAAAGACAUAGCAAUAAAGUAUUCUCGUACUCUGAAUAAACACUUCGAGAGUUCUUCCAGAGUCGCCCAGGCACCUUCUCCAUGCAUUGCAAGAAGCACAGGCACACCAUCCCCUCUUUCCCCAAUGCCUUCUCCUGCCAGCUCCGUAGGGUCCCAGUCGAGUGCUGGCAGUGUGGGGAGCAGUGGUGGGAUGGCUGCCACCAUCAGCACCCCAGUCACCAUCCAGAAUAUGACAUCUUCCUACGUCACCAUCACGUCCCACGUCCUUACCGCCUUUGACCUUUGGGAACAGGCCGAAGCCCUCACAAGGAAGAAUAAAGAAUUCUUUGCUCAGCUCAGCACAAAUGUAUGCACCUUGGCCCUCAACAGCAGUUUGGUGGACCUGGUGCGCUAUACACGACAGGGUUUUCAGCAGCUACAAGAAUUAACCAAAACACCUUAAUGGAGCCCCAGGUUGAUUCAAUGCCUUGGGAACUAUUUUUGCACAUUGGAAGCCUCAGAAACAGUCCAGACAUUUGUCUCAUCAGGACACCAAACUCUAAAACAGAAGCACCAUGAGAUGGCCAGGACAUUUGUCCACUUAAACUCUCAACAACUGUGUGAUCAUUGGUCGGACACUAUGGUUAUGCAGAAGCAGAGAUGAGGAGGCUGGCCCCAGAGAUGAUCUUCCCUUCCUGACUAAAGGACAGAAGUGCAAUGUAGCUUAAAUGGGUGUAUGAAUGGUCUAGAAACAUUUCUGGUUUUUUUUUUUUUUGUUUUUUGUUUUGUUUUUUUUUUUAAACCAGUAGGAUCCAAGUUGCAAAUGAAAUGAGGAGAAGCAAUUUCAACUCUGAAAGUGAAUUCACAUCAUCUCAGUAGCCACACUAGUCCAUUCCCAGAAGGAAUUUUUUUUUAAACAAUGACUUUUGGUGGAGGGUUUUGUGGAUGUUCUCUUUUUCUUUUAAGUUUUGGGAGAAGUGUUUGUUCAGUAACUUCGAAUGGCCAUCUGUCAACCAUAAGUUGUGAAGGACUCCACUGUGCCCCACUUUCUGCCAAUGAACAGUGGCUUGAUAAUA